Messenger RNA from Durusdinium trenchii, 228 nucleotides. Lineage: Eukaryota; Dinophyceae; Suessiales; Symbiodiniaceae. The record is from the annotation of a GenBank genome assembly.
AUGUCUUGGUUCUUCAAAGUGUCUCGAGGAUGGGCGCCGUACUCCGCAGAGCAAUCCGAGCAGAUCGAGGCAGCGUGGAGCCUUUGCCAGACCGGAGCCCGUCCAAUCUCGGAGCAGGUGCCACUGGGCGAAUGGCGUGUAGACCUGGAGAAGAUGAUCUUCUGUCAGGGCUGUCCCCUGAGGAUCUCCGACGAGUGGCUUGGGGAAAGAUUGGGAGACCCGCCGUAA